GUGAACUGCUGCACGGAAUUCAUCCACCUCAUCUCCUCCGAGGCCAACGAGAUCUGCAACAAAUCGGAGAAGAAAACCAUCUCCCCUGAGCAUGUCAUACAAGCACUAGAAAGUUUGGGGUUUGGCUCCUAUAUCAGUGAAGUAAAAGAAGUCUUACAAGAAUGCAAAACAGUAGCACUAAAGAGAAGAAAGGCCAGUUCACGCUUGGAGAACCUCGGCAUACCGGAAGAAGAGCUUCUAAGGCAGCAACAGGAAUUAUUUGCAAAA
This is a messenger RNA of Pterocles gutturalis (yellow-throated sandgrouse), 267 nucleotides long. It is a transcript of the gene DR1, whose product is annotated as down-regulator of transcription 1, TBP-binding (negative cofactor 2). The annotation marks the transcript as partial. Gene Ontology annotation, biological process: chromatin remodeling; negative regulation of transcription by RNA polymerase II; RNA polymerase II preinitiation complex assembly. The transcript has 2 exons. Gene Ontology annotation, cellular component: negative cofactor 2 complex. The record is from RefSeq and is a predicted model, not a curated record. Lineage: Eukaryota; Metazoa; Chordata; Aves; Pterocliformes; Pteroclidae. Gene Ontology annotation, molecular function: TBP-class protein binding; protein heterodimerization activity; general transcription initiation factor activity.